GGCGCGCACACGGGCGGUAGGCGGAGGCGAAUGCGAAAGCCGUCCAUCCCGACGUGAAGCCGCCCUCCCUCAUGUGAAUGCGAGACGAGGGGGUUAAUUCCCCCCUCCCUCGCCGGCUGCCUUUCUCCUCCGCCGCCGCCGCCUCCUCCCCCUCCCCCCCGCCGCCGCCUGAGUGGUGAGCGCGAGAGCCCCCGCUGGGCCAGACCCGCCUUCCCACCGGCGGCGGCGGUGGCGGCGGCGGCGGCGCCCAGGUGCGGAGUCCAAACCCGACAGCAAUGGCGUCCAACGCGACGGAGAGGGAGAUUUUCCUCACAGACCUGCAACAGGGAGAUGUGCGAAGUAUCAUAGUCUCUGAGAACGUGAGCGUUGGACAGAAAUUGGACUACUCGGACACAAUGGUACAACAGAAGUUGGAUGAAGUAAAAGACCAAAUUAAACGGGAAAUAAGAAAGGAACUUAAAAUCAAAGAAGGAGCAGAAAACCUCAGGAAGGUCACUACAGAUAAAAAAAACCUAGCCUAUGUAGACAAUAUUUUGAAAAAAUCGAACAAGAAGCUAGAAGAAUUGCAUCAUAAAUUACAAGAAUUGAAUGCUCAUAUUGUUGUAACAGAAACUGAAGAUGUUACAGAUUGUCCAAGAACACCAGAUACACCAAACAGUGAUCCUCGUUUUCCUACUAGCAACAGGUUGAUGGCCUUAAAAAAACAGUUGGAUAUAGAACUGAAAGUAAAACAAGGAGCAGAGAAUAUGAUCCAUAUGUACUCUAAUGGGUCAUCAAAGGACCGGAAGCUGCUUGCCACUGCUCAACAAAUGCUUCAGGAUAGCAAGACAAAAAUUGAAGUUAUAAGAAUGCAGAUUCUUCAAGCAGUCCAGACUAAUGAAUUGGCUUUUGAUAAUGCAAAACCUGUGAUAAGCCCACUUGAGCUUCGUAUGGAGGAAUUGCGGCAUCAUUUUAGGAUAGAAUAUGCAGUAGCAGAAGGAGCAAAAAAUGUUAUGAAGUUGCUUGGAUCUGGUAAAGUGACUGACAGGAAAGCACUCUCAGAGGCUCAAGCAAGAUUUAAUGAAUCAAGCCAGAAGCUCGACCUCUUAAAGUAUUCAUUAGAACAAAGACUGAAUGAACUCCCCAAAAACCAUCCCAAAAGCAGUAUUAUCAUAGAAGAACUUUCACUUGUUUCUUCACCAACUCUGAGUCCACGGCAAAGCAUGCUAUCUACACAGAAUCAGUACAGUACACUAUCCAAGCCAGCAGCUUUAACAGGUACUUUGGAGGUUAGACUCAUGGGUUGCCAAGAUAUUCUGGAGAAUGUCCCUGGUCGAUCAAAAGCCACAUCUAUUACACUACCUGGAUGGAGUCCAAGUGAAGCCAGAUCGUCUUUCAUGAGCCGAACAAGCAAAAGUAAAAGUGGGAGUAGCCGAAACCUUCUGAAAACAGAUGAUUUGUCCAAUGAAAUCUGUGCUGUUUUGAAGUUGGAUAAUACCGUGGUUGAUCAAACCAGCUGGAAGCCUAUUUCAAAUCAGUCAUGGGAUCAGAAAUUUACGCUGGAGCUAGACAGAUCACGUGAAUUAGAAAUUUCUGUGUAUUGGCGUGAUUGGAGAUCCCUGUGUGCAGUGAAAUUUUUGAGACUAGAAGACUUCUUAGAUAACCAGCGGCAUGGAAUGUGUCUCUAUCUUGAACCCCAGGGUACUCUAUUUGCAGAGGUCACAUUUUUUAAUCCUGUUAUUGAAAGAAGACCAAAACUUCAAAGACAAAAGAAAAUUUUCUCCAAGCAGCAAGGCAAAACAUUUCUCAGAGCUCCUCAAAUGAAUAUUAAUAUAGCCACCUGGGGAAGGCUGGUGAGAAGAGCUAUUCCUACAGUAAACCAUACUGGUACCUUCAGCCCUCAAGCUUCGGUGCCUGCUACAGUUCCAGUAGUUGACAGUCACAUUCCUGAAUUAGGGUCACCAACUAGUGACUCCCCUGUGGGCAAAUUGGUAUUUGAACUUGAACCUCAACCUUCACAUACUCCACCGCGUGCCUCUUCCCUUGGAGAAGUAAAUGAACCUUCACCUGAGCUGAAGGUUCAGUCUACACCCACUCAGAAUUUUUUUCUUCUACAUAUUUCACAGGAUACAGACACAUUUGAUUUUGAAAAUGACAGAAAUAAUUUUGUCCCCAAACUUCAGCCAGAAAUUAUUUGUGAGACUCAAAUUUCAAACUCUGAUAUAGAAUAUACAAUACGGGAGCCUGAAGAUAGAAGAAUUCAACCAAGAUUUCAAUUUAGUUUACAAGAUUUCCGAUGUUGUGCUGUACUGGGUAGGGGUCACUUUGGAAAGGUUCUUUUGGCAGAGUAUAAAAAUACAAAUGAAAUGUUUGCUAUUAAAGCAUUAAAGAAAGGAGACAUUGUUGCUCGUGAUGAAGUAGACAGUCUCAUGUGUGAAAAACGAAUUUUUGAAACUGUGAACAGCGUAAGGCAUCCCUUUCUGGUGAACCUUUUUGCCUGUUUCCAAACCAAAGAUCAUGUGUGCUUUGUAAUGGAGUAUGCCGCUGGCGGGGAUCUCAUGAUGCACAUACACACAGACGUCUUUUCUGAACCAAGAGCAGUAUUUUAUGCUGCUUGUGUGGUUCUUGGACUGCAGUAUUUACAUGAGCACAAGAUAGUGUAUAGAGAUUUAAAGCUAGACAACUUGUUGCUGGAUACAGAAGGUUUUGUGAAAAUAGCUGACUUUGGUCUCUGCAAGGAGGGAAUGGGAUUUGGUGACAGAACCAGUACAUUCUGUGGCACUCCAGAAUUCCUUGCCCCAGAAGUCUUGACAGAAACAUCCUAUACCAGAGCUGUAGACUGGUGGGGGCUUGGCGUGCUCAUCUAUGAAAUGCUGGUUGGUGAGUCUCCCUUCCCAGGAGAUGAUGAAGAAGAGGUUUUUGACAGUAUUGUAAAUGAUGAAGUAAGAUAUCCACGGUUUCUCUCUACAGAAGCCAUCUCAGUAAUGCGAAGGCUUCUGAGGAGAAAUCCAGAACGACGUCUUGGUGCUGGUGAGAAAGAUGCCGAAGAUGUCAAAAAGCAUCAUUUUUUCCGGCUGAUUGAUUGGAAUGCAUUGCUUGCCAAGAAAGUGAAGCCUCCUUUUGUACCGAUCAUAAGAGGAAGAGAAGACGUCAGCAAUUUCGAUGAUGAAUUUACCUCAGAAGCGCCUAUUCUCACUCCACCACGGGAGCCUAGGAUACUUUCAGAUGAUCAGCAGGAAAUGUUCAGAGACUUUGACUACAUCGCUGAUUGGUGUUAAUCCUAAUUUAGACACUGUGAAAUUCUAGCAGACUGUGGCUCCCGAGAACAGCAUUUGCCUGGCCUUUGGAUUGGUCUCUGAGUUGCCUGUAGCUUCUGAUUUUUAAAUCAUAUGAAGAUUUUUUAAAGUACUGUUUUUAAUACACACAAGGUGUGGCCUUUUUGGGGUAUAUCUUUUUAAAGAAAAUCUUGAGCACUGGAAAGCAAUUCUGUGCAGCUCUUUAACCUGAAUUGGUGGGUGCAGCCUAUGUGCUACUCUAGUACAGACACCGUUGUACUGUAUCUUUAUUCUUCUGCAGCAGAACACAUUGCAAAAUACCUGCCUUAAGAAGUAGGAUACCAACCAGAUUCUGAGCUAAACUGAUAAAACCUACCCAGGUUUUAAUAGAAGAAGGCAAAAACUGUUGGUCCUUUAAAAGUGAAAUUAUUAUAAUCUUGCAAAAGACCUAUGUAGACCUAAAGACUGUUAAGCACACUGUUGAGUUUUAAAAUAAUACGGAUUGAGUGCUGAAUGCCUUGUUUUGUAAACUUUCUAUGGUAUUUAUUAGAAGGGGAAAUGUUUAAAAGCCUUACACAUACGAAAACAGUUUAAGUACUUCCAUUGAGAGAGAGGAGGAGAGGAAUGGAGGACUGGUCCUGAAAAAUUUACCAAAGUCGCUUGCCAAAACAAUGUUUGCCUUUUAACUUUUUAAACACUGUUCAUAAAUAACCAGCAGAUAUGAAGAAUGUAAUAAAUAAGAAUGUUUCUUCAGUCUUAACCAGGAAUACUUUUAGUGUAUGCAUUUCCCCUAAAUGCAAUCACUGUUCUGUACUCUUGAAGUUGUGUCUUUUCUACACUUAACUCUGUGGACAGAAUAUUUUUUAGGAAAGCAAUGUAUUUAGCUAUCAUGUACAUCUUAUAUUGGCUGAUGUGAUGUUACCAUAUCACCUUUAAAGAAUGAGGAUCUUGAGUGUAUACACAUGGUGUACAUGUUUAUUUGGAAGUUAUAGUAUAUUUUUUUCAAGAUUAUAAACUGUACCAGUUUCUUUAGAUUUUGUUGAGUGGCUAUGUGAAUGUAUUGUUAGAUCCAAUUUAAUGGGGAAAACAUACUUGUAUACAUUUUAAGGCCACUGAAUUCCAGAAUCUUCAUUGGCAAUUAUUGAGAAUAAGGGUAAAAGCAAUAUGUUUUAAGAGAAUGUAUAAAUAUUUUUGAUAAAACUUGUAUAUUUUAAACCUCUUAACACUAUGCUGUACCUCAAAAGUUAAUGUCUUUGACCAGAUACUGUGUAUGCUCCUUACAGACUUUUAUAUAGAUUUCCAAAUAUUCUGUAAAAAUAUAUUACAGAACUGACAUUCCACUUUCUUUAGCAUAUUAAAAGUAGCUUCUGUGAUCAGCCUUUUACCCAAUAGUGCACAAAAUAAUUAGUUGUGAGAGGUUUAAAAUCAUUCAGACUUCCUCUUUUCACCUUGUUCCAUAACAGAUAAAUAGAAAUCAAAUCACCAUGUUGCGUUUGAGUGGAGAUAGUGCAACACCAAGGUGCUGCUUUUAUACCAUGAGUUUUUCCCCCAGUAAACUAUUAAUGGGCCUGAAUGUGAUAUGUUAAUAUUGUGUUGAUUUUUCUAGAGGCCUGCAAUAACAUAAGGUGUAAUUGGAUCACUAGAAUAAUGUACAUGCAAGCUUGUCCAUGAGGGGACAUAGGUAAGAUAAGACAUCCUUAAAAUAAUCAUGACUAUGUCUAAUCUGAAAUUGCUGUUUUUAAAAUGUGCUAUUUUAGCAUGUUUUAGAGAAUGCUAGUUUACUAUUUCUUUGCCACCUCACAUAACUAUAUCCUAAUUAAACACUACACACCUGAGGUACAGUCUGCUAGCCCUUUUUACUUCCAAAGCAGAGCUACAGCCAGCUGGGUCCCAAAUGGGUGCUUCAAAUUGAAAUUUUACAGAUAGAAUAUUUUGUAAGUACAUCUUGUACAGAAAUGUUUGUAAUUAAGAAUAACUAAAAAAACAUUAGAGGCAGGGUAUGUUCACACAGUUAAGCUGAAAGAACGCACUAAUUUUAUCUAGUUCUAAAAUAUUUAGGCAAAUUAAGAUUUUAAACUCUAGAUUGUAAAUAUAUUUUGCUAUACUUGUAUGUGGCUGCUGAAGCACUUUGUAAAGAAAUUAGAAUAUUUUAGAAUGGUACACUAUGCAUUAAAAUGAAAUGUGCCUUUAACAAUGUAAUACUAAACUGUCUUGCAGUUAAUUAUCAAAUUAAAGUUUAGUGAAAUUUGUAUAUGAAAACAUGAUUUACUGAUUUGAAUCUUAUAAUCUUGUGUUUGAUCCUUCUCUAGAUAAAAAUGAAGUCUUUGGAACUUUGUAUGAAUUAUUCUUUCGGUGGGAGGAAGGAUAUAGUUAAUAACUGUACUAGUUGCUAAAGGUUCAUGGAAUACAGAACUGGUAAUUGUUUAGCAGCUACCUUUGUGGAUGGAUAUUAGUUUUUUUGCUUGACUUCACUAGGUCAUUAUGUACAGGUUAAAAGGGAAGUUGAAAUAAACUAAAUUGACACAUUCUGGCACAAUCAA
This is a messenger RNA of Varanus komodoensis (Komodo dragon), 5794 nucleotides long. RefSeq names its product protein kinase N2 (gene PKN2). The transcript has 22 exons. The coding region runs from base 276 to 3257 and encodes 993 amino acids. Gene Ontology annotation, biological process: protein phosphorylation; signal transduction. The record is from RefSeq and is a predicted model, not a curated record. Lineage: Eukaryota; Metazoa; Chordata; Lepidosauria; Squamata; Varanidae. Gene Ontology annotation, molecular function: ATP binding; small GTPase binding; protein serine/threonine kinase activity.